CUCAUAAUCGUUUUCUUUCCUUUAUCUUUCAUUAAAAUGUCAAGUCCAUUAAUGGACCUUCAUAGCUCGGUUGCAAGUGAAGACAAUUUCAAUGCAUGUGAUUCACCAUCAGGUUCUUCUACUUCUGAACCACAUGAUGAUGUUAUGAAAUCUUCUUUUAUCGAUCAAUCUUUAUUUUAUAAAUUAGAUCAACUUUCUCCAGAUAAUCCUUUAUAUUUUAUGCAACAGCAGAAUACUUCAAAUAUGUCAAGUCUUGUGGACCCUCUUUUACCUAAUUCAACUGAAAUGACUUCCACAACAACAACUACAACAACUAUAACAGCUCCUACAUUUUGGUCAGGAAUUAAUACUGCUAUUCCAAAUCUUGCAAAAAAUUUUACAGACUAUUUAACUGGAUAUUCUAUGCAACAACAGUUUAACUUGCAGUAAAAUAAGACAAAAAAAAAAGCAUUUAUUAUUUUGUUUAUAAACUUUAAUAAAUCUCUUUUUCUUAGGCCAAUUCAGCAGCAGCAGCAACAACAACA
Messenger RNA from Cokeromyces recurvatus, 524 nucleotides. RefSeq lists its product as uncharacterized. The transcript is spliced from 2 exons. Bases 37 to 429 code for a protein of 130 amino acids. The record is from RefSeq and is a predicted model, not a curated record. NCBI's taxonomy places the organism in Eukaryota, Fungi, Mucoromycota, Mucoromycetes, Mucorales, Mucoraceae.